AUGGAUAAACGUUAUCGUCCUUAUGAUCCUUUCAUCCUUGCGCAAAAUGCAAGACAAGUGUAUUAUGUCCCAUAUCCAGAAAUGUGUAGAGAUAUGCGUGGAUGGUGUGCGGCAAUCACCACAAAACCAAGGGGUCGCGUAGAGAUUGACAACAUAGAGGAUGAAGUACCUUAUCAAUCUGAUGGGAUGUUACCGGCGCUACCCAAUGUAGAAAUUGAAGCAAUAUCUUGUUUGCGUGACAUGUCACAAUUAGAUGUGUUUGAAGAGAUUUUUGAUUGCUCUACUAGUGAAGCAGAUAGAGGGCAGAUAUUUGCAUCCUUGAAUUACUCAACACUUUUUUUGAUAUUGGUGAACCUGAAAAUACUGAUGACUAAAAGAGGUGGAAAAGCUAAGGUAUUAGCACCAGGAAAACUUCAAGAAGAACGAAAUCGCAUAAUUAACAAGAAGCAUGUCGUUAGGAAACCUGCUCAAACAACAUUGUCUAUGCAUGAUGCAUCAUCGGCACCAACACCAGCUCAGGCAGCACCGUCCGUGCAGGUUGCAUCGUCGAUGCCGACAUCAGCUUCGAAAAAAUCAUCUGUGCAGGCUGCAUCGUCGAUGCCAACACCAGCUCAGGAAGCAUCGUCCGUGCAGGUUGCAUCAUCAAUGCCAACAUCAGCUUCUAAAAAAUCGUGUGUGCAGGCUGCAUCGUUGAUGCCAACACCAGCUCAGGCAGCAUCGUCCGUGCAGGCUGCAUCGUCGAUGCCAACACCAGCUCAGGCAGCAUCGUCUGUGCAGGCUGCAUCGUCGAUGCCAACACCAGCUCCAACUGUAGUACCUGUUCAUGCCACUACCUCUGAGAAAUUCAGUUUUAUGCCUACUCCAACUUUAAGCCAUCAAACAAUGGCUGGCCCUCAAAGUAUAAACCUUCAAACAAUGGCUAGCCCUUCAAAUUUGGCAGAGGAGGAAGAUGUGGAUGCUGAUGAGGAUGAGGCGGUGGGUCAAGAAACUAUUACCCCUCUUGUGCCAACAAUAGAUGAGAAUGGGAAAGUUAUUAUAAAACCAUCUGGUACUGGGCUAGUUCCUGCCAAAGAAGUUGCUGGUGCCAUUAAUUAUGCGAUACGCAAACAAUUUUAUAAACCUAUACAUCAUUGGUCUGCACUCGAUCCUGAUACGAAAGCUGAUUGGUUUAAGUUGUUUGGAGAGAAGGUUUCGUGGGAUCCUUUCGAUCAUGCAUUUGUCUAUAGUGCAUUUGAAAAAAAAGGAAGAAAACGAUUAAACGACAUGUUGGGGAAGGCGAGGAGAAAAGGGACUCGACCUUCAUGGAUUGGUGAUGAUGCUUGGAUUGAACUUCAAACUUAUUGGAAAAAGACCGAGUUUUUGGCUGUGUCUUCUCAAAACAAGACCAAUCGAGCUUCCGCAAGAGGCGGAGCAGUCCACACCACAGGUCGUAAGGCUCAUAUUGAUGUUGCACUUCAACUUUCACGUGAACUUCAAAGGGAUCUGCGUCCCGAUGAGUUAUUUUUAAAAACACACAAGAGGAAAAAUGGUGAAUGGGUUGACAGUCGUGCUGCAUCUACUUAUGUAAGUUCUCGUAAAUUUUACUGCAUCAAUAUUUGCAUCCAUGCUUUCAGAAGCAGACUUAUUCAAAUUAAACUCUCCAAAAAGGAUCUAGUUAUCCAUUUUUAUAGUCUAAUUCCUAACACUAACAGUCCUAACACUAACAAAUAUUUGCUGCAACAAAAGACUUUUAAAGAGAAGUUUGAUGCAGAACUUCAGCCAACUGAAGAAGGGAAUGGAGAGGUUGUUCAGGUGUUAGAUGGAGAGCGUGUAAAUCAGCUAUGGACAGAGGCUGCUGGGGGCCGUAACCGUGGUCGGGUUUAUGGCGCUGCAGAUUUAGCUAUUAAUCUAAAACGUGGAUCAAAAAGUUUUACCCAACAAUCUCAAACUCCUCAACACUCUAUGUUUGGGAUGUCAUUAGAAGCUGAAAGAGCAGCUAGAAUUAGAGCUGAACAAAUUGCCGAGGCUGCAACGACCCAAUUACAAGAGGCUAACGAAGCAAUGCGAGCUGCUACCGAGGCUGCAAAAGCUGCUACCGAGACUGCACAAAGGAUGGAGAGGGAGAUGAAUGCUUGGAAGGAAUUUAUGAUGAAGAAAUUUGACACUUCAACUUUUGUAUCACAUUCUCAUCAUUAUGAUGAUGAUUUGGAUGAUCAAUCAUUAGAUGAAGAUUGA
Molecule: messenger RNA, 2214 nt
Organism: Lathyrus oleraceus (garden pea)
Lineage: Eukaryota; Viridiplantae; Streptophyta; Magnoliopsida; Fabales; Fabaceae
Exons: 8
Coding region: 1-2214 (737 amino acids)
Source: RefSeq, a predicted model, not a curated record